UACUCCUGAAAAGACUAAACCUACACAGAUAUGUGUCAAAAAAUGUAACUAAAUGGAUGACGUGUAUGGGUCCUUCUGACUUCCGGGUGUGUAUAAACAGAUCGUAGACGGAGUCGACUCGUCCAAAAAAAUGUCUAAAGUAACGUUUAAAAUCACCCUGACAUCGGACCCCCGGAUGCCAUACAAAGUACUAAGUGUCCCAGACAGCACACCAUUCACAGCAGUUUUGAAGUUUGCAGCUGAGGAGUUCAAAGUGCCAUCAGCAACUAGUGCAAUAAUAACAAAUGAUGGAAUAGGAAUCAACCCUGCCCAGUCAGCAGGUAACGUGUUUCUUAAACACGGCUCAGAGCUUCGCAUCAUUCCCAGAGACAGAGUGGGAGGAGAAGGAGAACGAUGCUGCUUUUCCUCGUUGACAGCAUAAUGACUCACACCGCAGAAUGAUAUAACACUUGAGACCCAGGAAACACCUCAGCCGCAUGUGUCAUAUUUAUUUUCUGGCCCACAACUGACAGUGACUCACAUGAGAAUAUAUAAAUAUAAACUUGAUGAUGACACACACUUGCAUGCUCCCUGCUUCUUCAUUCUCAGUCAAGUUUUUUUUCUUCUGUAAAUGUAGUUGCAUCAAAAGAUUGGAGUGACAUCAAGGGUACCCAGAAGAACAGAGUAAUUAAUAUACACAAGCACAGCAGCUGCAUCAUGGGAACAUUUUUUUUUUUAGCUAAGAUUAACAAAAAAUGGAGUCAACAGUAAUAGCUUUUGUAUCUUUGUAAAUGACAAUAAAUCAGUAUGACUAACAUCAACACAUGCCUAUUUUGCAAUGUUUACUUUUGUCUUUAUCAGAAUUGUGAACAUGGUAAUGCAAGAGGUGAACCUUUUAACUACAUGUACUACAUGCUUUUAAGGUCCAUUGUCGUUAUAUUGAGUGGCUGUCGAUAUGCAGGUAAAUUGUCUGUUGACAUUCGAUAUUUGUUUCUGUCGGGCUACUGUCAAAAAAAGUAUUCCUCAAACACAAGAUAAAUAAACUUGCAUCAUGGAUCUGCACUGAACUUG
This is a messenger RNA of Perca fluviatilis (European perch), 1050 nucleotides long. RefSeq names its product ubiquitin-fold modifier 1 (gene ufm1). Gene Ontology annotation, biological process: protein K69-linked ufmylation. The transcript has 6 exons. The coding region runs from base 131 to 421 and encodes 96 amino acids. Gene Ontology annotation, cellular component: nucleus; cytoplasm. Lineage: Eukaryota; Metazoa; Chordata; Actinopteri; Perciformes; Percidae. The record is from RefSeq and is a predicted model, not a curated record.